GAAUGUUUUAAGCAUUUCAAUUUUUUCUUUAUUUUAGCCAUUCUUGUGUUUUUGUUAUGAUUUUAUUUGAAAACGUUAUGAAAAAUGAGUCAAAAUGUACUCUUUAUUGCAUGGUUUUUAUAAAUACGUUAUUCAAAAGGAUGAAUAUUGUGUAUUAAUAUUGGGAUUAGACAAUGCAGGAAAAACGACAUAUUUGGAGGCUACCAAAACAAAAUAUAAUAAAAAGUAUACAGCAAUGAAUCCUAGUAGAAUAACUACUACUGUAGGUCUUAAUAUUGGGAAGAUUGAUGUUGAUGGAGUAAGACUUAAUUUUUGGGACCUGGGUGGACAACAAGAAUUACAAUCUCUUUGGGAUAAAUAUUAUGCUGAAUGUCAUGCAGUUAUAUAUAUAGUUGAUUCAUCAGACAGAGAAAGGGUUUCGGAGUCUAAAGAGACUUUUGACAGAAUGAUUGCUUCCGAGCACUUAACUGGAGUCCCACUACUGGUGCUAGCAAACAAACAAGACAUUCCAGAUUGCAUGGGUGUGCACACUGUAAAACCAAUAUUUAAUCAAAAUGCCCACUUAAUUGGAGCCAGAGAUAUUAUGUUAAUGGCAACAUCGGCACUUACUGGUGAUGGUGUGGAUGAAGGCAUUCGGUGGCUUGUUGACUGUAUAAAAAGGAACAGUGUCGAACGAGCGCCGCGAAAUCACGAAGACAGCCUGUAGUGAAUCACUUGCGAAGUUGCGACAGUAAAUUUUAAUAUUCGUUCGCGCUUAAGAUGAAUAAUAAUUAGGUUUCCUUAUAAAAUAUUAUGUUUGGCUCCAUUGUUUUGUACAUACAGUAUUGAUAUUUAAAAAUAAAACAAUAUACAAUA
Leptidea sinapis is the source of this 855-nucleotide messenger RNA. RefSeq names its product ADP-ribosylation factor-related protein 1 (gene Arfrp1). Gene Ontology annotation, cellular component: Golgi apparatus. The transcript is spliced from 5 exons. Gene Ontology annotation, molecular function: GTP binding; GTPase activity. Lineage: Eukaryota; Metazoa; Arthropoda; Insecta; Lepidoptera; Pieridae. The coding region runs from base 95 to 706 and encodes 203 amino acids. Gene Ontology annotation, biological process: Golgi to plasma membrane protein transport; protein localization to organelle; intracellular protein transport. The record is from RefSeq and is a predicted model, not a curated record.